Molecule: messenger RNA, 807 nt
Organism: Poecilia latipinna (sailfin molly)
Lineage: Eukaryota; Metazoa; Chordata; Actinopteri; Cyprinodontiformes; Poeciliidae
Product: rho-related GTP-binding protein RhoA-D
Exons: 6
Coding region: 125-757 (210 amino acids)
Biological process (GO): small GTPase-mediated signal transduction
Molecular function (GO): GTPase activity; GTP binding
Source: RefSeq, a predicted model, not a curated record
UCUACAUGAAACGGUUAACCGACAUACACAGAAAAGGAUAGCAAUACAGUACAAAGAAUAAAAAGCAGCUCAAUUUUAGUUUCAGUCGACAAGAAAAAAAGCCAUCUUGAAGGACGAAGCUAUCAUGAUUCGGCUGUGUAGAAAAAAAGAAGCGCGAUGGAAGUCCCAGCAAAUAAUGGCUGCAAUCAGGAAGAAGCUGGUGAUAGUUGGAGACGGUGCGUGUGGGAAGACCUGCCUCCUCAUCGUCUUCAGCAAGGAUCAGUUCCCAGAGGUCUACGUCCCCACCGUAUUUGAGAACUACAUCGCUGACAUUGAAGUUGAUAGCAAACAGGUGGAAUUGGCGCUGUGGGAUACUGCCGGCCAGGAGGAUUAUGACCGGCUGCGGCCUCUCUCCUACCCUGACACCGACGUUAUACUUAUGUGCUUCUCCAUAGACAGCCCUGACAGUUUAGAGAACAUUCCUGAGAAAUGGACCCCUGAAGUAAAGCACUUCUGUCCCAACGUCCCCAUCAUCCUUGUGGGCAACAAGAAGGACCUUAGAAACGAUGAACAUACACGCAGGGAGUUGACCAAGAUGAAACAGGAGCCCGUCAAGUCUGAGGAGGGCAAAGACAUGGCACAACGCAUCGGUGCCUUUGGCUACCUGGAGUGCUCAGCCAAGACUAAGGACGGCGUGCGGGAAGUGUUUGAGAUGGCUACCAGAGCAGCGCUGCAGGUCCGCAAGCGCAAGAAGCGGGGCGGCUGCCAGUUACUGUGAGGAGUCUGUAUCUGCUGGCUGAUGAGCAUUUGAGGGAGGACCCUCCCAGA